GAGAGCUCCGCCCCUCCUGCGGGGUGGACCUCGGUCGGCUCCGCUGGCUCCCCGCCUCCUUGCUAGACCCACGGGGACGCUGCGGGAUUUGGCACCAUGUCUGUAUCGAGGCUGGCUCGGUUGCUCGGCUGCGUUCCGGCCACCGCGUGGAGAGCGGCAAGGUCACCCCUCUCAUGUCAUUCUGUGAGGAAAAUGAGUUCUGAAGGAGAAAAAUCCAAACCUAUCAAACAAUCUCUUAAGAAGCCAAAGUUACCAGAAGGUCGUUUUGAUGCACCAGAAGUUUCUAAUUUAGAGAAAGAACCACUGACAAAAUUCCCAGAUGAUAUUAAUCCUGUUACCAAAGAAAAAGGUGGACCCAGAGGCCCAGAACCUACCCGAUACGGAGAUUGGGAACGAAAAGGACGCUGUAUUGAUUUUUAAGACACAUAUAUUAUUAACUUCAGUAUCUUUUUCUGAAUAUGUAGAUCCGAAUUUAUUUCCACUUGUUUGCUUUCUGUAUAUCCUUUAAAUCAUUUAAUUUCUAUAAUGUGUUUAAAAACAUAAAUAAUGCCUUGAAAGAAAAUAUGCUGCUAUAAAGUAAGAAAGGGUAGUUAAAAAAAAAAAAGAAAGGGGAAAUAGUUCUGUAUUAGCACAUUAAUUUUACUUUAAGUAAAUUGGAGUAUAUAAAUGAUGGUUAGAGCUGCAAACUCAUUUCAUCACAUUUCAGUUUAAUCAGCUGCUUACAAAAUGCAAAUGUAAAUAAAACAAGUUUUAAUGAUUUUUAUUGCCACAUGCUAGGUAACAGUGACUUUUUAUGUGUGAGUUAAGUAAUACAUUAUAGUUUGUAAGGCCAUAGUAACAACAGAAAAUCUAACUCAGACCAGAUUACUUGGGUUCAGAUCCUGGCUCUGCUACUUAUUAGCCAUGUGAUCUUGGAAACGUUAUUUAACUUCUCUAUACCUCAGUUAUCUUCAUGUAUAAAUUGGAGUUAAUACUAGUUCUACCUCAUAGGGUAGUGGGAAGAUAUUUAAAUGAGUAAGUACAUGUAAACCACUUGGAACAGUGCGUAGCACAUACUCUCACUGUAAGUGUAGCUGUCCUUCAAUUUUAAAUGUAUUUUUCCAAAUCUCUAGGCUUUCUGUGGGGAAAUAUUAAGAAACCAAGUUUGGAAUACUUGAACUGAAAUUGUUUUAUAUGAAUAUAGCAUUAAAAAUCAUUACUU
This is a messenger RNA of Enhydra lutris kenyoni (northern sea otter), 1201 nucleotides long. Its product is annotated as succinate dehydrogenase complex assembly factor 4. Bases 97 to 420 code for a protein of 107 amino acids. Gene Ontology annotation, biological process: mitochondrial respiratory chain complex II assembly. The record is from RefSeq and is a predicted model, not a curated record. NCBI's taxonomy places the organism in Eukaryota, Metazoa, Chordata, Mammalia, Carnivora, Mustelidae. The transcript has 3 exons. Gene Ontology annotation, cellular component: mitochondrion.